Aspergillus saccharolyticus JOP 1030-1 is the source of this 3448-nucleotide messenger RNA. RefSeq names its product protein mannosyltransferase 1 (gene pmt1). The coding region runs from base 384 to 3212 and encodes 942 amino acids. The record is from RefSeq and is a predicted model, not a curated record. Gene Ontology annotation, molecular function: dolichyl-phosphate-mannose-protein mannosyltransferase activity. Lineage: Eukaryota; Fungi; Ascomycota; Eurotiomycetes; Eurotiales; Aspergillaceae. Gene Ontology annotation, cellular component: membrane; endoplasmic reticulum. The transcript has 4 exons. Gene Ontology annotation, biological process: protein O-linked glycosylation via mannose.
UCUCUCUCUCUCUUUCUCUCUCUCCCUCAUCGUCCCACACGUGUUUCUAUUAUUCUCCAUCCCCUCUCCUAGUCUUUUACUAUCAUUAUUCUUGCUGAUCUCCGCUGUCAUGGGCCUUCUUCAUCUUCUUCUUCUUUAAUUCUUACACUCAUUUACUGAUCUCUCUUUUCCUUAUAUUGUCUCUCUCCUGUUCCAAUCUGUCUUGCUUCAUUACUGUGCGGGGCCUUUUAUUGUCCUCGGGCUCCCUCCUGGAGUUGGAGCAAUUGAACUGCACGGCAUUCGUCAUUGUAAUCGCCCGCAGUAUUUGUUGAUUGUUUGGGGAAUCCUAUUCCUGCUUCUGUCUCUCCUCGCUCAUUGAUCCUACCCAACUAAGCGCCUCAACCAUGGCGCCCUCAUAUAAAAACACCCUGGAGGUUGACUCCCCGCCCAAGUCGCAACUUCGCUCCUCCAGUCGCUCUCCAGGUCCGAAGAGUCGCAAAAAUGUCACCGUGCGGGCACCCAGUUACGCCUCGGAGGGUGUUUCCGACAACAACAUCUUCAAGCUUCCUGCCUCUGAUUACAAGAUUCUCAUUGUGGUGACUCUGGUGGCUGCAGUUGUUCGUCUAUUCCGCAUCUACCAGCCGUCCAGCGUGGUCUUCGAUGAAGUCCACUUUGGCGGCUUCGCUUCUAAAUACAUCAAAGGCCGCUUUUUCAUGGAUGUUCAUCCCCCGCUUGCUAAACUUCUCCUCACAUUGGCUGGCUGGCUCGCGGGCUUUGACGGCGAGUUCGACUUUAAGGACAUUGGCAAGGAUUACCUCGAGCCUGGUGUGCCUUAUGUUGCAAUGCGGAUGCUUCCAGCGGUUCUGGGCGUCUUGACUGUCCCGCUGAUGUUCUUGACUUUGAAGGCGUCGGGCUGCCGCACGAUCUCGGCGAUUCUGGGCGCUGGUGUGGUCAUCUUUGAGAAUGGUCUAAUCACUCAAUCGCGUCUGAUUCUCCUGGAUUCCCCCUUGGUUUUCUUCACCGCGCUUACAGCAUUGGCCUUCACAUGCUUCACCAAUCAGCAUGAGAUGGGACCAUCGCAUGCCUUCCGCGGACCCUGGUGGUUUUGGCUGGUGGCAUCUGGUCUUGCCUUGGGUGCUACCCUUAGUGUCAAGUGGGUUGGUCUGUUUACCGUCGCUUGGGUUGGAUCGCUCACUGUUCUCCAACUCUGGGUGCUGCUCGGCGAUACGGUCAAUGUUACACCGCGUCUGUGGUUCAAGCAUUUCUUUGCCCGCUUCUUCUGCCUCAUCAUCAUCCCUCUGACCUUCUACUGUGGCAUGUUCGCGAUCCACUUCUUGUGCCUGGUCAAUCCCGGAGAUGGGGACGGAUUCAUGUCCUCUGAAUUCCAGGCAACUUUGAAUUCCAAGUCUAUGCAGGAUGUUCCCGCAGACGUUGUCUUCGGCUCUCGUAUUACCCUGCGCCAUCUCAACACGCAGGGAGGCUACCUUCACUCUCACAACCACAUGUAUCCCACGGGAAGCAAGCAGCAACAGAUUACUCUCUAUCCCCACAAGGAUGAAAACAACGUCUUCAUCCUCGAGAAUCAGACGCAGCCCCUUGGUCCUUAUGGCACCGUGGAAGGUCCUCUGGCUUGGGACAAUAUGACCGCAGAAUUUGUCGAAGAUGGCGCUACCGUUAAGUUGAACCACUUCGUCACGCGCCGACGGGUCCAUUCGCACGAUGAGCGCCCUCCGGUGACCGACGUCGAUUGGCAAUUCGAGGUCUCGGCCUAUGGAUAUGAUGGCUUCCCUGGCGACGCCAAUGAUCUCUUCCGCGUUGAAAUUGUUAAGUCAAUGUCUGAUGGCGAAGAAGCGAAGAAGCGCCUACGAACCAUUCAAACCAAAUUCCGCCUGGUACACGUCAUGACCAACUGCGUCUUGUUCUCUCACAAGGUCAAGCUUCCUGAAUGGGGAUUCGACCAACAGGAGGUCACUUGCGCCAGGGGCGCUACGCUGCCCAACAGUGUCUGGUAUAUUGAAUCGAACAGCCACCCAAUGCUGGCCGAAGAUGCGGAGAAGGUUAACUACAAGAAUCCUGGUUUCUUCGGCAAAUUCUUUGAGCUGCAGAGGGUGAUGUGGGUGACAAAUGCCGGUCUCACGGAAUCUCAUGCAUGGGAUUCUCGUCCGCCCUCAUGGCCGACUCUACUUCGUGGCAUCAACUUCUGGGGCAAGGACCACCGUCAGGUCUACCUCCUUGGUAACCCAUUCAUCUGGUGGUCGUCAACCGUGGCUGUCGCGGUUUACCUUCUUUUCAAAGGUAUUGCUGUCCUUCGCUGGCAGCGAAGCUGCGGUGAUUACCGCAACGUCAACUUCAAGCGUUUUGACUACGAGGUUGGCACCACUGUCCUUGGCUGGGCUUUCCACUACUUUCCCUUCUAUCUCAUGGCUCGUCAGCUCUUCUUGCACCACUAUUUCCCGGCGCUGUACUUCGCCAUCAUGGCGCUUUGCCAGGAGUUUGACUUCAUCGCCAAUCGUAUCAGAUCGCUUGGCUUGCCAUCCAAGCCAGUGAUUGGCAAGGUUCUGGCUGGUUUGUUCCUUACCUGCAGCAUCGUCACCUUCGUGAUCUAUUCGCCCCUGGUGUAUGGCAACCCCUGGACUCAGGAAGCUUGUAGACAAGUGAAGCUCUUGGAUACCUGGGACUUUGACUGCAACACUUUCUACACCGAUCUAAGCCAUUACGUGACUCAGUACGUUGAUAGCAACGCAAACGCGGCUAUUCCACCUACAGAGACGUCUAUUCCACAAGCACCUCCUGCCGUGGCUCCGCCUCAGGAUGCCCCUAUACAGCAUGCUCAGCAAGUGCUUCAAGAAGAGCCUCAGGAGCCUGCAGUCACCCCUCGGGCCCGUCAUAGCACCAAGGCACGAGCGGAAUAUCGUGAUCAAAACGGCAACAUCCUGGACGAGGAGCUCGUGGCCUCGUUGAGGAAGGAGGGCAAGGUCUCCUUCGAGACCCGGCAUGAGACCUCGACCCGUCUGGACAAUGGUCAUCUCGUUGACAUGGUGGACGGUGAGAUUGAGUUUGCUCCACCCCAUCCGGAUGUCGAGGGCCAGAACCCCGAAACUGUCGGGAAACAUCAGUCCCAAGAUGUGGUGGAUGGUCCAGCGUCAGUAGCCGGACACGGUAGCUCCAAGGAACAAAAGGGGUCGGCGGACCCCAAGCCGGCCAGUGAGGUGAAUGAGGCGACUAAAUCUUGAAACGACAUAGACUUGAAGCAUUUUGUGGGAGGUUUCAAUUCAUCCGAUCUUUAGUUUUACUUGUUGACUUUCUCUGCACUUCUUUGUUCGAUAGUAAACGUUCCUCAAUGGACUGACGAGAUGUGACACUUGUACAUGAUAUACCUUUUUGCCAAAUCUAUUCUUCAGCUAAUCACCACACUGGACUGGCAUUUACCUCUACGAGAAGAUAAUUGUAAAUAAGAAAAAAGAGAACA